GAGCUGCAGUUCGAGCUGAAAGUGAAGAUGGAGUCCCGAUCCCAGUCCCCAGCACCCACCACGUUCGAUCACCAGCUCUGUUCAGCCAAGCCGCACGGGAAUACUCCUGUGUAGUAGUAGCAGUAUCGCGGUCCGUAGUAUAAUAGGAUCAAUGUACACGGGCGAGUAAUAUCAUGGGCGAUACAAAUAUUUGCUUCUUUCAUCGGUGUACAGUAAGAUAUUACCAGCGAGCACCAGCCAGAGUCGUCUCCCUGCGACGCUUACGCUGUUCGGCGAUAGUGGAACUCUGCCUUCGCUACCGAGUCUCUCUCUGUACAUAUAUCUCCGUCUCUACAUGCGACUUGCGUCCGUUACUGUACCCACGCGUUCUCGUUCUCCUGAUAGAUAUGAUAGAUAUGUGUGGUGUUAUUAUAUACAUCAUAGGUACGUCUCUGUCAAAUGCCUGCUGUCUGCAACGGAUGCCCGCCUCGAUAGGGACGGAGGCGCAUUCACGUUGCUGAUUGAAGGCUGCAGAACGACCGCC
Amorphotheca resinae ATCC 22711 is the source of this 523-nucleotide messenger RNA. RefSeq lists its product as hypothetical. The transcript has a single exon. The record is from RefSeq and is a predicted model, not a curated record. Bases 174 to 500 code for a protein of 108 amino acids. Lineage: Eukaryota; Fungi; Ascomycota; Leotiomycetes; Helotiales; Amorphothecaceae.